UUGACCGUUUUGACAUGUGUUUUUCUGUGGCGCAGAUACACACUAGUUCUGGCGCCUCGUUGAUUGCAUUCGUUUGCUAGCACAGUUAUUUUUUGAUGGUCUAAAACCGGUGGUGUUGAUCGUUUCCGGUUUUUUGUUCAACGAUUAGAAAAUGUCGAACAUCAACCUCGACAAGGAGACAUUUUUUCGCCGGCUACGCAAGUUACACACAGCCUGGCUAAAAUCCGACGGCGAGAAUGGAUUUUCGAAGACCGAUUGCCUCGUUACUGCCGUUGGCGUCGACGAAGAGCUCGUUUACAGCAAAUCGGGCUCUUUGCAAGUUUGGCUUUUGGGUUACGAAUUAACAGAUACUAUUACUGUGUUGACAGAGACCAAUAUUUACUUUUUAUGUAGUAAGAAAAAAAUUAAUUUCUUGAGGCAAGCCGAGAAUAAUAAAGAAGAAAAUUCGAUUGGGAUUAAGUUACUUAUAAGGGAUAGAAACGAUAAAGAUGAAGCGAAUUUUAAAACGCUUAUUAGUGCGAUUAAGGAAAGUCGGAAAGGAAAAACUUUAGGCACAUUUACAAAAGAAAAUUAUCCUGGAGAAUUUAUGGACUCGUGGAGGGCUGCUUUAAAAAAAGAAGAAUUUAAUGUGGUUGAUGUUUCUUCUGCUGUAGCUUAUGUGAUGUGUCCAAAAGAAGAAACGGAAAUCGUCACGAUAAAGAAAGCUUGUAACGUCUCUGUGGAUGUAUUUACAAAAUAUUUAAAGGAUCAAAUAAUGGAAAUUAUUGAUUCCGACAAAAAAGUAAAGCACAGUAAAUUGGCGGAAGGUGUCGAACAAGCUAUAACCGAUAAAAAAUACGUUUCUGGAAUAGACGUAAACCAAGUGGAUAUGUGUUACCCUGCUAUAAUCCAAUCUGGGGGGAAUUAUAAUUUUAAGUUUAGCGUUUUGAGUGAUAAAAAUAAUUUACAUUUUGGGGCGAUUACAUGUUCCUUAGGGGCGAGAUACAAAAGUUACUGUUCAAAUGUAAUUCGCACAUUGUUGGUAAAUCCUUCUGAUGAGGUUCAAAACAAUUACAAUUUUUUAUUAAACCUGGAAGAAGAAGUAUUAAAAAAGUUAACAAACGGAACGAAAUUAUGCGAUGUUUACGAAUCAGGUUUAGCUUACGUUAAAAAAGAAAAACCGAAUCUUGUUGAGAAUCUAACUAAAAAUUUCGGUUUUGCAAUGGGAAUUGAAUUCAAAGAAAAUUCCUUAACAAUCGGCCCAAAAGCAACUGCAAUCGCACGAAAAGGAAUGGUAUUUAACAUCAACAUGGGAUUUAGUAAUUUACAAAACAAAGAUGCACAAGAUAAAGAAGGAAAAAUUUACGCUUUAUUUAUCGGUGAUACCGUAAUGGUUAACGAUGAUCAACCCGCUACUUUAUUAACGGUAUCAAAGAAAAAAAUUAAAAAUAUCGGAAUUUUCCUUAAAGACGAUUCCGAAGAAGAAGAGAACGAUGAAGAAAAAGAAAACGCCCCAAAACCAGAAAUUUUACGCCGUGGGCAACGAACCGCUGUAAUUGAAUCGAAAUUGCGUUCUGAGCAAACAUCCGAAGAGAAACGAAAGGAACACCAAAAAGAAUUAGCAAACGCUUUAAAUGAGAAAGCAAAAGAGCGACUUGCAAAACAAGGUGGUGCGAAAGAUGUUGAAAAAGUUCGGAAAAACACGGUUUCUUAUAAAAACACAAAUCAAAUGCCGAGAGUUUCGGAAGUCAAAGAAUUAAAGUUAUAUGUCGAUCAAAAAUAUGAAACGGUUAUUUUGCCGAUUUAUGGGCUUCCGGUUCCAUUUCAUAUUUCAACAAUUAAAAAUAUCUCGCAGUCUGUUGAAGGUGAUUACACUUAUCUACGUAUUAAUUUCUUCCAUCCUGGUUCUACAAUGGGAAAGAACGAGGGCGGUACUUAUCAACAACCAGAUGCUACCUUUUUAAAAGAGGUUACAUAUAGAAGUACUAAUACUAAAGAACCUGGAGAAAUUUCGCCUCCAUCUUCAAAUUUAAACACAGCAUUCCGAUUGAUUAAAGAGGUAAGAAAUCAAACAAAAUUAUUUAUUUAA
Messenger RNA from Onthophagus taurus, 2068 nucleotides. The record is from RefSeq and is a predicted model, not a curated record. NCBI's taxonomy places the organism in Eukaryota, Metazoa, Arthropoda, Insecta, Coleoptera, Scarabaeidae.